GACGUCGUUUUUAGCACUUCAUCUGGAGGCUCCUAUGACUUUCAAAAGCAGAUCAUAGAUCUUGCCAUCGAGACUCAUAUACCCAGACUUGUCCUAGCAGAAUACGACCAAGAUUCGCUCAACCCCAAAAUCCAAGCACGCCUACCACCGUGUCGUGAGCGUGCAAGAAUCAUCCAGUAUCUCGAACAGAACUCGUCUCAAAAUCAGCUUGAAUGGAUCGGGAUUGCCACAGGCUGUGCACUUGACCAGGGACUUAUCAGCGGCAACUUAGGUUUCGACAUCAAAUGGCAAAGCGUCACAAUACACGGAACUGGUGAAGAGCGCUUCGCAGCGAGCUCGACAGCAUGGAUCGGGCGUGUCAGUCUCGCGAUCCUCAAGAACUGGGAAGCCAUCAAGAACCAGUACAUUUUCGCCUCUGGCCUGAUCGUGUCGGCCAACGAGGUCUUGGACGCAUUGCAACAUCACACAGGUCAGAGUUGGGGACGAGGCGAGGUCGAAAUCGAAGAAGCCGUUCGCGAAGCCCAUCGGAGAAUGGACCGUGGCUUUCCUGAUGCUGCCAUGUUCCUGAUGGAAAAAAUUGUGCUUUGCGACGAAUCGAUGAAUGCCGUCAAGCCAUUUCUCGAGCAGGAUUCCAAGACCAAAUUAGAUCUUGAACCUGAGAGCCUCGAUGAACUCGUCAAGAAUUCCCUUCACGAAUUCGAGCAUCGUGGCAAGGGUGGGUGUGGCUGUGACUGA
This is a messenger RNA of Pseudocercospora fijiensis CIRAD86, 735 nucleotides long. RefSeq lists its product as uncharacterized. NCBI's taxonomy places the organism in Eukaryota, Fungi, Ascomycota, Dothideomycetes, Mycosphaerellales, Mycosphaerellaceae. The transcript has a single exon. The annotation marks the transcript as partial. The record is from RefSeq and is a predicted model, not a curated record.